Empidonax traillii (willow flycatcher) is the source of this 1336-nucleotide messenger RNA. It is a transcript of the gene CRYZL1, whose product is annotated as crystallin zeta like 1. The record is from RefSeq and is a predicted model, not a curated record. Lineage: Eukaryota; Metazoa; Chordata; Aves; Passeriformes; Tyrannidae. The transcript is spliced from 14 exons. Bases 166 to 1215 code for a protein of 349 amino acids. Gene Ontology annotation, molecular function: oxidoreductase activity.
GCGGUGCUUGGGUGCGAGGCGGAAGUGACGGCGCGUCAUGGCAACCGCGGGCUCCUGUGCGCUGAGCACGCCCCACGCCGGGCUGGCAGAGCAGCCCAGGGGCCGGCGCUGUGGUUUGCGGUGCGGUCACACGGAGGGGUCCCCUCGGUCCUGCUCGGGGUCGCUAUGAAGGCCUUGUUUGGGCAGCAGAACUCCCCUGGAGAGGAGAUGACUUUCGUGUUCCAGGAGAGAGAACAGCUCCCUCCCCCCGGGGACCACGAGGUGAAGGUGCAGGUGAGGGCCUGUGCCCUGAGCUGCCUGGACACAAAGCUUCUGUCAGAAAUUAAACUGAAGAAGGAACUUGUACCUGUGGGGCGAGAGAUUUCGGGAGUGGUGCUGGAAGUUGGGAGCAAGGUGACCUUUUUCCAGCCCGAAGAUGAAGUGGUGGGAAUUUUGCCUCUGGAUUCUGAGGAGUCUGGUCUCUGUGAAGUUAUCCUGGUUCACGAGCAUUAUUUGGUGCAGAAGCCAGAGAAGGUGUGCUGGGCUGCAGCGGCCGGGACGGUGCGGGACGGGCUCCGGGCAUACACGGCCCUGCACUACCUGGCCCAGGCGGCUCCCGGGGCAACGGUGCUCGUGCUGGACGCAGCCAGUCCGUUCGGCACCAUCGCCGUUCAGUUGGCCCAGCACAGAGGGGCCAAAGUCAUCUGCACUGCCCACAGCCUGGAGGACAAGCAGUUCCUGGAGAGGCUCAGGCCUCCUGUGGCUCGGGUGAUGGACGUGUCCCAUGGCAAGAUGGACGUGGCCGAAAGCUGCCUGGAGGAGACGGGAGGGCUGGGAGUGGACAUCGUGCUGGAUGCUGGAGUGAAAUUAUAUAGUGCUGAAGAUGAAUCAGCUUCAAAAUCCCAGCUGCUGCCUCACAAGCACGACAUCAUCACUCUGCUUGCGGUUGGGGGACACUGGAUAACCACAGAGAAAAACCUUCAGCUGGAUCCUCCAGACAGCCAUUCCUUGUUCCUCAAAGGAGCCACGGUGUCCUUCCUGAACGAUGAGAUCUGGAACUUGUCCAAUGUGCAGCAGGGGAAGUACCUCGCCAUCCUGGAAGAUGUCAUGGAGAAGUUAUCAAGUGGUGUUUUCAGGCCUCAGCUGGAUGAACCCAUCCCACUGUACGAGGCCAAGGUUUCUAUGGAAAUUGUUCAGAAGAAUCAAGCCAGAAAAAGACAAGUCAUCCAGUUCUGACAGGCAGUCUCCUGAUUUCGGAGCCCGAGGGAGACAAAGAAACGUAAUAUAUUUGUGGAGUGAAUCAGUGUACACUUUCAGACAGUUCUGUAACCAGAAUUUAAACAUCCUUUGUACCUCA